AUGUCAGAUUUGUGCAACAUCCAAGGCCCAACAAUUCAUAACAUUCCAAACAGUAUGGAAAUGAGUCGAAUUGAAAGACAGAAUAUGAUGAGAAUGCGAAUCAACAGGAUAGCUCUUGUUCAAGAAAUUAAGGUGGAACACAUAAUACCAGUUUUAAAAGACGCAGGUGUCCUUUCAAAACAAGAUGAACAAAAGAUUAAUACAGGUUCAACAAUUCAAGAUAAAGCCAGACUUCUUAUUGAUAUUAUUCCAACCAAAACAAAAUGUGAUUGGUAUCAGUAUUUUGUAUAUGCUUUAUUAAACUCUCUGGGGGAUUCUGAAUCUCAUCAGCGAUAUCAAAUUCUUGUUGAUUUUCUUGCCAACACUUUUAUACCUCAACCUAACUCUACACCACUUAAAAUCAGUUUGACAGAUUCACAAGUUGGAGAUCUGAAGUUACCAAAAUAUGACAAACUGCCAGAUAUAGGAAAUACAGAAAAUUCAAACCAAAGGGAAGAUUCUGAUGAAGUAUCAAGGGAGGAAAUCAAGGAAGAAGCUGGUUCUGUGAAUAUUUUGGUAAUUGAUGGAACUGGAUUUAGAAUGAAUGAGAAUGGUGAGAUUGAAAUUGAAAGAAACAAUGAGUCUGAUGUUGAGAAUAAAUUAUUACAGAGCACCGGAUCUUAUAAAUUUGAUGACAAAAUUUCUACUGAUCAAACAAGUGUUGCUGAUCCACAGGCUUCAGAAACAGAUUCCAAUGAGCAAAAUAUGAUUAAACCAGAAAAUUGGGCUUCCAGAUUAGAAAUCCCUGACAGAUUACUGAAUGUUUUACAGACAGAAGGAGAUCAAGACUUAGUAGAACAGGAGAACAAAGUCCUGCUAAAAAUGCAGAAUUUAGAAAUGAUUUUAGCAUUGAAAGAAGAGUCAAAGCUUCCAGAAGAUUUCCAGAUUGCCACUUGUAAUGCUUUGGGCGCCAUAUUAACUGAACCAUUUUACUACCAUCAUUAUGUUAAAUAUUUUAAAAUUUUGAAAUCGUUACCAAGAGAUAUUGUAUAUUCCUAUCAUUCUAUGCUUCAAUCAAUUGGAACAUUUGAAAAAACUGAUGAAUGUAAUGAAAUCAUGAAAAGUGGAAUUCUGCUGUCAGAUUUCCUCAUGGAAUUGAGUUUAUUUUCUGAAGCAGAAAAAAUAAUUGUUAGCAUUUUGAAUUUUCUCAACACAAAUCAAGGUAUAGAUACAUGGAUGCUGAAAUACCAAGCAGCAGUCAAAUUGACCCAGAUCCAGAAUAAAGAUUACAACUUUCAAGGAGCAGAACAAGCUUAUUUCCUGGCUGUCCAGACGACCUGGCCUAUUCAGUUGAUGACUUUUGGUAAAGAUUUGAUAUCAGAAGGAGAUCUUUUAAUGGAACUCAGCCAUUACCAAUUGGAACAAGGUUCAAUAUCUACUGGGUUUGGUUGGGCCAAGAGAGCACUUCAGGAACUAUCAAGUACUAAUCAUAUUGGUAUUAUAAAUGGAUUAUGUAAUGGUGUAAUGGCUUACAGUAGUAAAUUACAGAUAAUGAAAGCUAGAGAUAUUGCAGUACAAGCUGUUUUACUGGCAAAGAGUUAUUUUGGAAGAAACCAUCCUAUGUAUUUAAAAGCUUUGUUGUAUUUAUGUCAUUUUACCAGUGAAUAUGUUCAUGAAGAAGUCACUAUACACAUAGCUGAGAUGACAUUACAACUGGCCUGGAAGUUAUAUGGUUGUGAAUGUUUACAAGUAGCUCUAGCUCAUCGUGCUCUAUCUAAAGCUCUGAUGUUAUUACAUAGAUUUGAUAAUGAUGAUUAUUAUGAACAUGCUAUGGAAGGAAUUAGAAUAGCUCGGAUUGUCUUUGGUAAUCAGCAUUCAAUCCUUCAUCUUUUUCUACAUACCUUUGUAGGAUUUGAAGGUUGUACGAUGCAUUUUUCUUUGACAGCAUCUGCCUUACAAUGGAAAGCUAUGAAUAGUGUUGAAGAAGUGAAAGAUUCCACCUUGCUGUGGGCUGAAACUGAAGCUAAACAUGCUUUAUCAAUAGCAAAAUCUUGUUAUGGAGAAAUAUCACUAAGAACAGCUCAGAUGCAUACCUUAUUAGGACAUAUUUACUCUUCAAUGAAAAGUCAUCCAGAUCCUAGUGUCAAAUUACCAGUAGAUGCUGAAACCAAUCUAAAGAAAUCUGUGAGUGAUAUGAAAUUAUGUCAGUCACCUAAAAGUCAGUUUUAUUUACUGUCUGUUGCCACAUUAGGUAUAUACUACACAGUAGAAAAUAGACCACAAGAAGCUCUACGAUAUUUACAUGAAGUUAUUGACAAUGUUGAUUCCAAUGGGAUUUAUAUUUGGUGGAUUCAUGCCUGUUAUCAACAUCUGAUUGACUCUUAUAACCAGCUUAAUUAUAACACUGCAGCCCAAGAGAUAAUAACAGAUAAGAUGAAUCAAUGGCUGGACAAUCAUACCAAACAAGAAGGGCUGAUAACUCUCACUGACUUAGAAGAUCAGGCUAUGCCUUUUGAUGAGUUUUUACAAAAAAUUGACAGUUGGGGCUCAAAAGUGAAAAAGGUCAUGGUUCAAAAUGAUGAAACAAAUGGACAGUUAAACUGA
Molecule: messenger RNA, 2583 nt
Organism: Lottia gigantea (owl limpet)
Lineage: Eukaryota; Metazoa; Mollusca; Gastropoda; Lottiidae
Exons: 9
Coding region: 1-2583 (860 amino acids)
Biological process (GO): intracellular protein transport; regulation of apoptotic process
Molecular function (GO): protein binding
Source: RefSeq, a predicted model, not a curated record